CGCGCGCUGUUGCCCUCCGGGAUUUGACUUGAUUGCAAGUGUAUCUCUAAAAUAUAUAUCGCUCAAAUCGGUGGCAAGAUGAAUUCGCAAUCGGCAGUGCGUCGGUAUCCACACAGUUUUUCCAUCGAACAAAUUCUGGCCAAGCCGGAAAUGCGUAACUCCGCAUCCUUCGAAGACUCGGUGCUGGAUGAUAGUGGUCGUGGUGGUCAAUGUGUUGGUGUUUCCCGGGUGUCCAGUCCGGCAACUUCGAGUUGCUUGGAGGACAACAUGGACGACGGCAAAAGUGAUAUCGACUUGGCCUCCGAUGAUGGAAACGGCCUUGGUGAUGACCGCAAAAAGCGGCCGAGAACCGCCUUCUCGGCGGCCCAAAUCAAAGCCCUGGAAACGGAGUUCGAGAGGGGAAAGUAUCUCUCGGUGGCCAAGCGAACGGCGCUGGCCAAGCAGCUGCAGCUCACAGAAACGCAGAUCAAGAUCUGGUUCCAGAACCGCCGCACCAAGUGGAAGCGCAAGUACACCUCGGACGUGGAAACGCUGGCCUCGCAUUACUACGCCCAGCUGGGCAUCGGCGGAUUGGCCAGGCCCAUGGUGGUUGGCGAUCGCCUUUGGCUGUUCAGCCAAACGCCAACGGGUCCCACGCCCAUACAGUCCAUCAUGCUGAACGGCAGUGGCUCCGCUCCUCCCAUGGCAACGGCCACGGCCACGGUGGCCAACGGCUCACCCAUGCGUCCGUAUCCGACGAGCGGCGGCAUGCCGCCGUUGCCGGGUCCCAGUGUGAUGGAGAGUGCCCGUAACGCGAUUCUGGCACGCGGACAACCGUUGAACUUCGCGCUGCCCUUUGGCGUGGCCAAGUCACCGGCGGGCGGUGUGCCUUCAGCCAGCUACAUCCCGCGCUGCAAGCCGUAUGCGGCCAGCUAUGUGGACUACGCGGCGUCGCUGCCGUCCAGCGAAAGCUAUCUGCAGAUGAAGUAUGCGACACUGCCGCCGGAAACGGAAAGCGGCACCUCCAAUGGGCUGGCCGAACUGGAACGCGUCUUUGGGGAUGCCAAUGCCAACUUUCUGCAGCAACGCAGCACUCCAGCCGCUGGAGCAGCAACAUCCUACGGCCACGAGGGCUUAAACCAGGCCCAAAGAAGCCGCAGACCCACGCAAUCGGAGUCCGAGUGCAGCGACAUUGACUGCGAGCAUCUGGACGAGGAUGAGGAGCCACCGGCUGUGGAGUGAAACAGCGAUUGGUUAUCUUUAGAAUUUAUGUUCCGUCUCCGUACGUCUCUCAUACACAAAAAUAUGCUCAUACAAAGGGUAGUCAUAGGGGGUAGAGUAGGUGUCUUGUCUGUGUAGAUUCCAUUACAACUAGCUGAGAGUGGCACACUUUCAGACCUGGCCGGGAUCACUGGCGUACCCCAUGUGGCUGAGCACUGGUCUAGUUUCUGUUCUGGUUGUAGUACUAGCGCUAGUUAUUGCUAUUCUAUGUUACAUUGUGGGUCGGGUAUUACUGGGUAUUUACUGACUGGCUCUCAACAAUUAAUAAAUGUAAAUUAAAUAAUCAAAAAAUCACAAAUAUUA
Messenger RNA from Drosophila santomea, 1563 nucleotides. It is a transcript of the gene lms, whose product is annotated as ventral anterior homeobox 2a. Lineage: Eukaryota; Metazoa; Arthropoda; Insecta; Diptera; Drosophilidae. The transcript has 3 exons. Gene Ontology annotation, biological process: neuron differentiation; central nervous system development; regulation of DNA-templated transcription. The coding region runs from base 79 to 1221 and encodes 380 amino acids. Gene Ontology annotation, molecular function: DNA binding; DNA-binding transcription factor activity, RNA polymerase II-specific. The record is from RefSeq and is a predicted model, not a curated record.